This is a messenger RNA of Batrachochytrium dendrobatidis JAM81, 798 nucleotides long. RefSeq lists its product as uncharacterized. The transcript has a single exon. NCBI's taxonomy places the organism in Eukaryota, Fungi, Chytridiomycota, Chytridiomycetes, Rhizophydiales. The record is from RefSeq and is a predicted model, not a curated record. The coding region runs from base 1 to 798 and encodes 265 amino acids.
AUGUCGAUCCAAUAUCACCAACGCUCUACUUGGGUUCCAUCCGGCUCUCUACAAACAUACUCGGCUGAUAAUUCAUUCACUCCCUUGGUUCAGUCAUCUUCAUUACCACAUUCAAUGGAUACCAGCAUUAGAAAACGAUCUUGGGCUACUCAUGCCACGACUGCUAUUUUGAAAAAUGAUACAAUCCAGUCUAAACGCAUUAAGCUAGCUACAACUGAGCCAUUUUGUCAGGUCGAUGUCUCUAAUAAAAGCAAACGACCAUGUCCAGACGAAUUUCCCAUGGAUACGAGCGUAGACUUGGAUCGUUACACGACUGAGUUGCCAAUGCACAAGCGUAUUUGUUGUCGUUCAGAGCCAGAUUCUACACUUGAUGACCUGGUUGAAUCUAAUUCUCCAUAUUCGAUUCAAUCCAAAGCAGAUACCAGAUGCAUUGAUAAUCAAAAGAACAUCAAUGCGCUCUCAUCUCAAUGGGUGGAUAAAAGUUUGGCUAUUCCAGCAUGCAAUCCACCUUGGUCGUUGGCAGACGCUUCCUUUGAAUGCAACAUUGAUGUGGAUGCAUUUUGUCGAGCACAAUUCCAACCGACAUCCAAGCCCACGAGUUGUCUAUCGUCCUAUGAAUUCGCUGUUGGUGGAGGCCAGUUAGUUCGAUGGCAGGAGCCUCUUUCUCCUGGCCAGAUUCUUGCUCAAUCUAGCCAGUGCACAAAACAUCAUACAGAUGCGCAUGUUGCAAACUCUUCCGAUAUGGACAAUGACGAUCCGCAGAAUGAGCUAGAAAACUCGAUUCCAAUGGAAUUGUAA